AUGUUUGGUGGACAUGGGCAUGGACAUGGACUUGGAGGCUUCGGUGGUGGUAAUCCUUUAUCUGGUGGAAUGAUGGAAAUGGCUUCAGACUGGGCUAUCAACCGGUAUGUUCCAGGAGGCUUACAUAGUCCGAUGGGUAUGAUGCUUGACAAUAUGAUUGGUGGAAAUCCAAAUGGAGGAUACGGUGGACAAAUGGGAGGAUUUGGUGGACCAAUGGGAGGAUUUGGUGGACAAAUGGGAGGUUUUGGUGGAGGAAUGCCCGGUGGAUAUGGAGGUCAAAGAUUUUUUUAA
Adineta ricciae is the source of this 291-nucleotide messenger RNA. The record is from the annotation of a GenBank genome assembly. Lineage: Eukaryota; Metazoa; Rotifera; Eurotatoria; Adinetida; Adinetidae.